GAUCCAUUUCCGGGAAAUCAUUAUAGCCUUCCUACAAGAAAGAAAAUGGAAUCCUGAGCUCGUACUCUGCUAAACCAGUCAUUUUUCUCAACAUAUUCUUUGAAUAGGAAUCGUAUUGUCCACCAAUAUUGCUACCAACAUCAGUAACAAGUAACUGGAUCUUGGCCAAAGUUGCAGAGUAUCCCGUUCAUUUUUCUACCCUUCAGAGUCGAUGGAAGGGUCUGACAGCGUAGAGCAAGGCGGCGGCGGCGGCGGCGACCAGCCAGAGUCGCAGCGCCGAACGCAGUUGGAUCGGCUGGACAGAGAAGAGGCUUUUUAUCAGUUCGUCAACAAUCUCAGUGAGGAGGACUAUCGUCUCAUGAGGGACAACAAUCUCUUGGGCAAUCCAGGAGAGGUAACUGAGGACGAGCUGUUCAGUAGACUUCAACAAAUCAAAGACGGUCCAGAGCAGCAGAAUAACAACCCUAGCACUGAAAGUACUGAAGAACCGGCUGAAACUCCAGAGAGCACCGAGGAUCCCCAAGGUGGGGACAGCCUGCUGGACUGGCUAAACACCGUGAGACGGACCGGCAACACGACGAGGACGGGACAUCGUGGAAACCAGUCGUGGCGGGCUGUGAGCCAGACAAACCCGAACAGCGGCGACUUUCGCUUCAGCCUGGAGAUCAGCGUGAACCGCAACCUGGCCGAACAGCAGGCGGCCGCUGAGGGAGAGCAGGGGCCUCCGGAGCAGGCCCCAGUGAGCCAAGAGGAAGGCGUCGCCGAUCCUGAGCCGCAGGUUCCUAUGGAGACGGAGGUGGUGGAGGAGCCUGUUGUGGAAGAAUUAGCCGUCAUUGUAGAACCGGAACCUGAAGAAACGGUCGAAGAAGAGGUCGCGUCCCAAGAAGCUGUAGAGGAGCCUCCCAGUCCGGCGCCAGCACCGCCUCCGCCUCCAGUCGCAGCUCCGCCCUCACCGGAGCCACCCCCGCCUUGUUCUUCUCCACGGAGGGGACAGCGGAGACCCCGCAGCCGCAGCCCAGAACCACGCAGGACGAGAGCCCGUUUAGCCCGGAGCCGCUCACCUCUUCGUUUGGAUCAGCUAGACGGUCUACCCAGCCAGCGAAUCCCCUACGGCUCUCAGAGCCCCAGUUCUUCCACUGACACGCCCCCCGUGCCUCAAGUGGAGGGCAGCUCUCGGACUCGACAGCACAUUCUCUCCAGGCAGAUCCCAGCAGACGACGGCGCUCAGCCCCCCAGCGCCGAGGCAGAGUCGGCCCCCGAGGCCCAGAACGUCAGACCUCAGGAGGGGGAGUCUAACGGGAGCGAAGGAGGCUCAGCGGAGCGCCGUCCCCCCACCAUAAUGCUCGACCUGCAGGUGCGUCGCGUGCGUCCGGGCGAAUACCGGCAAAGGGACAGCAUCGCCAGCCGCACCCGGUCACGCUCGCAGAACUCCAACAACACGUUUCUCUAUGAGAGCGAUCGGGGCGGGUUUCGCAGGACCUUCUCGCGCUCCGAGCGCGCCGGGGUGCGGACCUACGUCAGCACCAUCCGAAUCCCCAUCCGCAGGAUCUCCGAUGCCGGGUUAGGAGAGGCGACGUCGAUGGCGCUCCAGUCUAUGAUCAGGCAGAUCAUGACGGGCUUCGGCGAGCUAGGCUACCUCAUGGACUCCGACUCGGAUUCUUCAGAUUCAAACCGCGGCACCGGGACGCCCGCCGACACGGAAACCCUCACCAACCCAGAAGCUAGCAAUGCAGACGCCGCCGCCGCCGAGGAGCAACCUGCGUCCGCCGCCACCGCCGCCGGGGCCAGAGAAAGGACUGUUGAGACAGACGUGGACGGGGGCCUCACCGCUGGCCCGCAGGCCCCCGGGGGCAGGGCGCUACUGGGACCCCCCAUCAGCCUGGAGGAGCCCAGCUCCCUACCCUUCCUCCGACUCGCUCACUUCUUUCUCCUGAACGACGACGACGACGACCAGCCGCAGGGGCUGACCAAAGAACAGAUCGACAACCUCUCCAUGCGCAACUUUGGCGAGAGCGACGCCCUGAAGACCUGCAGCGUCUGCAUAACGGAGUACGCCGAGGGGAACAAGCUCCGCAAGCUGCCCUGCUCCCACGAGUACCACGUGCACUGCAUAGACCGCUGGCUCUCCGAGAACUCCACCUGCCCCAUCUGUCGCAGGGCCGUGCUCGUGUCGGCCAACCGAGAGAGCGUGAUCUAACUCUGAACAAACUCCGACCUUUUUUUUUUUUUUCUCGACAUCUCGAACUAAUCACACAUCCAAGUCAUGCAAGACGCUUUGAAGAAAUGCCUCCACUGUUGAAAUUUACCGUUUUCUCAUCACUCGUGAGUUUGAUCACUAUGUUGCAGGUUUCAUUUGAUGAGCUCGGUGGGGGGGGGGGGUGUCUCUUGACAUGCAAUCAGACUCUUAAUUUGAAAUCUGCCAUCGCUGUCCCGAGCCGAGCUAAGGCGGUGCAUGCUGUUGAUCGACCCGUAGUGUCCGCGCGGCGUGGCGCACCUCGCCCACGUACACAAGCAGACCUAUAAUCUCAUAUUCAACCCUUUGAUUGUAAAAAUGCUGCUGUACACCUGCAGGUAGUUUAAACACUUCAGACGUCUUCUUUUUUGGUAUGAAUCCUAAUUAGCACCUCAAGCACAAUUCUUAGUUGCAGCGGUUUAAAAGUAUUAGCUGUAAAUAGGCUUCUAAGAGAUAAGUUUGACUCUUUGUAUCGUUGAAUUUGUUUUAGGACUAAAUUAUCUCGCUGGAGGAUCUGAAGUCAUUUCGGUUGCAGCAGCUUCAAGCAGGCCUCGGUGUAACUUGUGCUCCUUUUUUUUUUUACAGGACCUAAACAAAGCUCUCCUCUGGAGUUCCAUUUGCCAACACCUUGUAAUGAAUAAAAAAAAAAAAACAGUGUUGCUCUGGGUUUAAGGAAGACAACGUUUGGGAUCCUGCCAUGUUUGUUUCUUAAGGUUUUUUUUUAAUGUAUUUUUUAAUUUUUUUGAAGCAGAAGAAGUAUCAGACAUGGAGAUCUGCCAGUAUUGGCCUCAGGUGAAUUUUGCCCCUUUCGCAGAUGUGCACCCCCAACGUUUCCUACCCGUGGCGUCCCGUUCUGCUUUCGGUUUCCAUCCGUCAGCACGUCGUUUCCCAACAUUGUACUUAAAACAUUGCAUAUCCGUUCAUUGUUAUUUGUAAGUCACAUAAAUGAUGGCGAUUAAUGAAAUUGAAAACAUGAAAUGUUCUUAUGUUUAGAGAAGCUGUUUAUUGCACCCUGUAUUCGGGCUGUGAGCCCAGUUUGGCCAAUUGAUCCUAAUGAUGACCCUUGAUCAGAACCACCUUGCUGGUAGAUAUCAGACUCCGUAUAAAAAGACAUUUUCUUUCUGUAAACCAAGUAGAUUAUGAAAAAAAAUUACGUUUAACCACAAAUUGGAGGCAAACCUACAAGGCGUAAACUCGCCGUACGUCUCGUUGCAGAUGCAAGGGGGCAAAAUGAACAGGAUACGUCACCGGCGUCAGCAGAUUUCAUUUAGUAGACCAGUUCUAAUUUGAUCUUAAAAACUAAAUAUAAAGUCCACCCCCCCCUUCCGCUAUUCAAACAUUUUGUGGUGUACAGUGGUUCAACAAUCAUUUCCUAACGCCAACAGCUGCUGUCUGCUAUAGCUAGCUCAUCGUACUUCUCUGGUCCUGGGUUCGCAGUGUCAGCAGAAAACCGGCUUUACAUGGGGAUGGGUUUUUUAAAAGUCAGAAUUUCUCUCUGAAACAUAGGUCCACCGUAUUCUACAAGUUGCUGAAUAAUAUUUAUUGAACGACGGCUCGCGCUCUCUGACAUUGGCAGGAAAUGAAAGUUUCAAUAGAAAAUCAUGGGGUUACCCAUCUGCUUUAUGAGCAAAUCCUCCCAAGUGGUGUGCAAUAUUUGCAAAAUGUACAAGUAUAGUAAAACAGACCAUGAUCUAAAUGUGUACUAUUGUUAAAAAAACCAGUUUAAAUCCUAAAUGAAGACUUAUAACCCUUUACAGUAUGUGUUGAAGUUGAUUUUUGAUUAGAAGCUAUGUAGGUUUUUAAUAAUUGUUGAUAAACAGGAGCAUCAGUAAAGGAGCUAAAAGGGCAUCACUAUUAUUGCCAUCUUGUUUCACUGUUUGAUGUCUUAGCCACGAUUAUUACCUCCCCUUUGCGGGACACAAAUAUUUGAAUGCAAGAUGUUGAAUAGCAUAAACCUGUAAAGAAUAAAAAAAAGAAAAAAAAAAUGAACUGUUGUUUCCUCCGAGGGCCGAGCUUAGGUUUGGCCUUGUUCUGUGACCUACCCAGUGCAGGAUGUUAACUGGGUGUUUUAAUGAAACUAACCGCUGAAUUAAAGUUAUGCUAGAAAAUAAUACAUCAGAGGUAUGAGUUCUGUGCUCUGCUUGUGGUGUUUGGUUUAUGAUCAUGCAUGUUUGUGCUCACGUCUUUUGGUUUUUAAACGCUUUAUCUUGACCUUUGCGACGAUUCCGGCUCAUUUCCGCGACGUUGAUGUUGGCUUUUCGACAGUCGCGCCACAGGGAUGCAGCCGCGGUCCAUGAGACGGAUGAUAUACAAGGUUUCUGUCAGACAUUUUUAAGGCAUUUUAUGAUUUAGAUUUGUGACCCAGAUGAGUUGUGGAAGUAAAUAACUUACCUAGCAGAGCUCACACUCAGGUUAGUAAAGCAAGGAAUUUGCUUUUAAGCAUCUUCCUGGUCUGGGUAGGUGUGGAAAAAUUUUCAGUUUAUUUCUCAUUCCGUUGCAUGAAAGAUUAAUCUACCUUUCUAGGGAUUUAAAUGCACAUGACAUUAAUUUUUAUAUUUAUUUUACAACCUUUUGUCUUUGAAUUGCCACACAGCAAUUACUUUUUUUUUUUUUUUGACAAACCUGGUAGAGUUCCUGAAGGAAAGAACAGAUACAUUGUUCUCCCUCUUUGGUAUCUAGACCUGUUCAGACCAGAUUUGUGGACUGGUCUGUGGGGUUUGAAAACUUGGCCUGUUGUACGUAUCAAUGCACUGAAGCUCCUUUUUCUUUUCUUU
This is a messenger RNA of Fundulus heteroclitus (mummichog), 5007 nucleotides long. It is a transcript of the gene rlim, whose product is annotated as ring finger protein, LIM domain interacting. NCBI's taxonomy places the organism in Eukaryota, Metazoa, Chordata, Actinopteri, Cyprinodontiformes, Fundulidae. The record is from RefSeq and is a predicted model, not a curated record. Gene Ontology annotation, cellular component: nucleoplasm; cytoplasm. The transcript has 4 exons. Gene Ontology annotation, biological process: random inactivation of X chromosome; ubiquitin-dependent protein catabolic process; protein ubiquitination. Bases 212 to 2197 code for a protein of 661 amino acids. Gene Ontology annotation, molecular function: ubiquitin protein ligase activity.